Molecule: messenger RNA, 1338 nt
Organism: Canis lupus familiaris (dog)
Lineage: Eukaryota; Metazoa; Chordata; Mammalia; Carnivora; Canidae
Gene: MILR1
Product: mast cell immunoglobulin like receptor 1
Exons: 8
Coding region: 170-1198 (342 amino acids)
Source: RefSeq, a predicted model, not a curated record
CUGAAUGACUCACCACCCUGGGGCCACCACGCCUCCUUUGCCCCCCUCUCUGAUUUCUUCUGACAGAAUAUGGAGUCAUUUGAAUAAACUGUUCUUUUGGGGCUUCUUUUCUUCUCCCACAUGUAAGGCUUAUUUACCAUUUUGAAGCUUGCAUCUCCAAACCAACGUGAUGUGGAAAAGGAGUUUUCUCGCGUUCCUUUUCUCUCUUUCACUUCAAAAAGCUGCUCUGGAUUGUGAGACAAGAGGAAUAAACAAACUCCUUUCUCCAAGUUUGGACUCAGAAACAAAAGCAGUCAGGAGAGGUCAAAAUGUAUCACUAAUUUGUUCCAAUCAGAACAAAUCACUAGAGAUCACUUAUUUUUUGUUUCGGAAUGAGAAACACCUGAGAACCCAGAAUGGAAAAGGUGAACCCGUGAUUUUUAACCUAAGCAUCUCAGAAGCCCAUGAGUUGGGCCCCUACAAAUGCAAAGCUCAAAUUUCUAACUGUUCAAUUAGCAAGUACAGUCGUGAGUUCAACUUCAUAUUUGUUGACCCAGUGAUCACACCAGUGCUGAACGUUAAUGUUGUUAAAAUAGAAACAGACCGACAUAUAACACUACGUUGUAUCUCCUUCAAUGGCUCUCUGCCCAUCACUUAUACUUUCUUUGAGAAAAAUAUUGCCAUAUCACCAGCUAUUCCCAAGUAUGUAAGGGAGCCUGCUGAAUUCAACGUAACCAAGAACAGUGCUGGAGAAAUGGAGGAGUAUAGGUGCAAAGCUAAAAACGAGUUGCCUGAUCACACAAGAUACAGUCAGCCAAUCCUCAUCAAUCCCCAAACAGGUGGAUACAGCUGUCCUUUCUGCCUGCAGCUACUACUUCCAGGGUUAUUGCUGGUGGUAAUCAUAAUAAUCUCAAUUCUGGCAUUUUGGAUACGACCAAAGUACAAAGCAAGAAAAGCUAUGAGAGAUAAGACACCCAGAGACAAUGGAAAUACGGCCAUGGAAGUUGGAAUAUAUGCAAAUAUCUGUGCAAAUCAAGCAGGUCAGGAACCUGUGCCAGGCUUGGAACCACGGCAGUGUGUUCCCACAGCCCAAGAAGGAAUCAGACACCCCCAGGAGAUCCAUUAUGCUACUCCCAUGUUCCAGGAGGUGGCACCAAGAGUUCAUGAAGCCUGUAACGACCAUAAAACUGGCUAUCUUUAUUCUGAUCUCAUCUUGUGAAAUCUAAGUUGUGAAAUAAGAUACAUCUCAGUGUUAGAUCCUUUUUAUAAAGCUGAUUUACAUGAAGCAAAUGUGAUCAAUACUUAAAAAUACCUCACUGGUGACCUAAAAUGAAUUACUAUUUUUCAUGAUUAGCACUA